Molecule: messenger RNA, 4795 nt
Organism: Xyrichtys novacula (pearly razorfish)
Lineage: Eukaryota; Metazoa; Chordata; Actinopteri; Labriformes; Labridae
Source: the annotation of a GenBank genome assembly
AUGUCUGACAGUCAGUCAGCUCUCCCGCAGGAGUUGCAAAGAAAAUACGUACUGACUCGGCAGGUUGGCACAGGGGUGUGUGGUGAAGUAAAACUAGCCUUCGAGAGAUCCACCUGCAAAAAAUUUGCAGUGAAAAUAAUAAACAAGAAGAAUUUUCAGUCUGAAGGGACAGCAACGCGAAAUGCGGAGACAGAGAUUGAAAUUCUGCAGCGAGUGAACCAUCCUUGCCUCACAAAGACAGAAGACUUCUAUCAGACAGAGGACAGCUACUACAUUGUCUUGGAGCUCAUGGAAGGAGGAGAACUUUUCCAAAAAGUGAAGUCCCAGGGGCAGCUGAAGGAGUCAAUCGCCAAACUUUACUUUUACCAGAUGCUGAGAGCCGUCCAGUACCUCCACACCAAUGGAAUAAUCCACCGAGACCUGAAGCCAGAGAACAUCCUGCUGUCCUCACACAAUGAUAUCUGUCUCAUAAAGGUUACGGACUUCAACCAGGAUAGGAGACAGGAGGUGCACGGUCCAUCCCCCUGUUCCCCGUCCCCCACGACCCCGUUUGGUAUUGCUGAUUAUUAGUGCGGUACGGGCGUCGACCACGCCUUUUCCCGUACCGCACUUCAGUCCAGUCUUGUUGCUCAUAAUUCAUGAUUGUUUUUAAUCUUUUUAAUUAUUUAUUACUAUUUAUUAAUGUACUGUAUUUAUUAAACUAUGUAUUUAUUUAUUUGUGUAUUUAUCUAUCUAUUUAUUAAUCUAAUGAAAUGAAAAAAUAUUUAAAACAAAAACUGUAUAUAAAAAAUGAAUUGUUCUUUAAUUUUUUUAUGCUUUUUUUGUUGUUUUCUGAAAUCAAAAUGAAAUAAAAGAAAGAAAACCAAAUAAAAUGCCUAUGAGGAGGAAGAAAUAAAGAAAAGGUGUGAUAAAGAGUGCCCAGUUGCAACGUUUCGACCGCUGUGGGUCUUCUUCAGGCUAUGGGCACAAAAAGAAACAUGUCCGGACUUGUCUGAGUAUGUCUGUGAGAUGUUUGCUCUUCAGGACACAUAGGAGAAGUGGGAGCCUCCUAACCUUAACCCUAACCCUAACCCCUAACCCUAACCCUAACCAUUAGAGGCAACUUAAUGACCAACGGCCAAGCAGGCCACAGAGGUCAAAGGUCAAGCAGGACCGUAACCCUAAUCUUGGGAUUAAAAAAUACCUAUUAAUAUGUUUAUUAAAGCACAAAUAUGUGAAUAAACAUAAUUAAUAUGGAUUAAAAGCACAAACGGUGCAGAAAGGGUUAACAUUUCAAAAACUAAAUAGAGCAGAAAAUAACUUAAAUAUAAGUAAAUUCACUCUAAUUAUUGUCUGAGGGUAUAAAAAGGGAGAAAAGUUGGUAGGGCUUUCAUUUCCACUCAGAAGCUUGAAGAGAGAACAUCUUUAGAAUUACCAGCCAGCAUCUUUUGUUUUUCAUUCAAGAGAGAGUUUUUUUGUUGAGUGAGGUGUGCCAGACCUGAAGAAGACCCACAAGGGGUCGAAACGUUGUCGUGGGCACACAUAUUUGAUUGUACAUAGUUUAUUUAGAGAAAAAAAGUUUAAAAAAUAACAAAAAAAUCUAAAAACAUUUAAAAACUAGAUUAAAACUUAAAAAACAUUUAAAAAUAUUUAAAACCAUUUAAAAACAGUUGGAAAUACAUUUUAUUUUAAUUUUUAUUAAAACAAUCAGCAUUUUGUUUUAAGAAAAGUUUAAAUUUGAAGUUAAGUUUCCUUUGAAGUUAAGUUUCCUUUCCAUAUGAAGUUAAGUUUCCUUUCCCUUUAACCCUAACCCUAAAAAGAGCACAAAAUAAAAUUGGAAAAUUAAGAAAUUCAUUGGUAUUUUUCACCAGACACUAUUAAAAGGGAGAAGUAGGCAGGGUUUAUUCAUUUCUAUUCAGAUGCUUGGAGAGACAACAUCUCAGCUAUUUAUCAGCCAACAGCUUUUUGUUUUUCUUAUUUCAACCAGCAGCUUUUUGUUUGUCAAAACAUUGUCUUUGGCACACAGUUUUAUUUGUAAAUAGUUCAUCUCUAUUAUUUGUUUUUCUAAAGAUGGAAUUUGAUGACAUUGCCACAGAAAACAGUCAGGCCGUCAUUGACGCAGCCCUGCCUUUCAAUUACGAUGUUGAGCGCUUCCUCAGGACUGAGGAAGAGUUCUACAUGCCAGUCCACGCUGCCUUCCACCCAGAUCCAACCUCCCUGCAUCUCUCUUGGGAUAUUGAUGGGGUAAUUUUAGAGGUAACCACAUUUGCCGCUUUAAAGGCACCCAUGCCCUACAUUUACUUACCAACUUCUCACCACAGCUUUCCAGCUAAGGCACAGUGGCCUUUUUUAAAAAAACAUCUUCCCCUCAGGGAGAUGUCAGCUGAGGUGAUGAAAGAGUGGAGGCGGGUGUAUGGGGUCAACCUGGGCACAGCCGAAGGGGGCUGGGUCAUGAUCCUUUCCCUUGUCCCAGCUGACAAGGUUAUUCCCAGCAACAUACUCAUAUCGGAGGCGGCUGCUAAAAACCUGACCGAGGAUGUGGCAGCAGACGUAGCCAGGGCAGUGGUCAGCCAACUUAUAAAUCUUGGUCCGAUGGAGAUGACACGCUUGUCAAUCCAAAAAAAUAACAUAUUUGAACUUGCAAAGUUCAGGCUCUUUCGGGAUGACCAGUCAAUGUUCCUGGCUUUAAUAGACACAGCCAUUGACUCCCUUGAGCUGCCAAAUGGGGUGGCUGUUCUGAGGACAGUGGGACAGCUUGGUGGGCAGGAGUCAAAGCCCAUCAUGCUCCUGGACAUCCUCUCCUCCAUGGACCACAUCAGGUCCUGUACUGUUCAUGCAGCAUGUUCCAUCCGGCAUGUUGACCCAGAUGUGGACCUGAUGUGGUCCAGAUGGGGGAUUAAUAAGCUGGCGGGUUCAAGGGGAAAUGUGUUCAGCAACCUGUCCAUCCACGAGGCGGCUAACUACCAAUCAAAUUUGGACGGGAGGCCCAUGGAUGUAAACCAAAAACUGUGGUCUUUGUUCAAAGUUGGGAAUGUUAGUCCGACACUGAACUUCCUCCAACUUUAUUGUGACUGCCCACACAGACCCCAGUUCCCGUUUUACAAGCACCCCAUUAGUGGAGUUAUAGCCUGCUGUGGACUUCUCCACAAAAACUCGACAAAGGCUAUGGACAAAAGGGCAAGGGAAUACCUUCAGCACUUUAGGGACCUGAGUGUUAAAGGUAUUUUCCACCUCCCAGCUCGCGUGGAAGGGGUUCUGCUCUUCACCCAGGACAUCCCUCACACUCUGUCGAGCUUCACCUUGAUGGAGGAGAAGGCCCUCUUGGAUCUGCUCAGCCAAGAGGCCAUGCUCCUUCCAUUCAAGUCAGUGGAGGGAGAUGGCAUUCGGAACCUCCAUUUUGCGGUGGUGGACCACAUUGUGGACAGGUUGGGAGAGCUGUUGACCACAUCGGCUCAUGGGGGGGCUAUGAGGAGAGUUGGGAGGCCUUCCAGCUCGAACUGGCCCUGGAAGAGCACUUCCACGGCCAACCACGGAGUGGGCUUGAUCGAGCCUACAGCGUGACUCUGGGCACCAGCUCCACCAACAUUAACAGCAGGACCAGGCGGCGGAAUUUCCUGGCACUGGCACCCUGGUCCUCUGCCAGUGCAGGUGAGGUACUGCCCCCCUCGACAACUGGACGGGAGUAACUACUCAGCAGUGGAGAGUGGCGAGGCUCUUCCCGCUGACCUGUGUCCUCAAUGCCUCAGACACAGACCUGGGCAGUGAGAUGGUGACGGUUACCCUGAAGGAUAUCUUUCAGACCAACCAUGCCAUCCCCUGGAGCUUGUUGAAGGGACAGGAGGAGAAUAGGCCGGUUCUCAAGGAUGCAAAAACUUACCCAGAACUGGCAGACACCCUGCUCAAACAUUUGACACAUUUCCGGUACCCCUGUGUCUUCCCUAGAAUGGUGGAAAUGGUCAAGGAGAAGGGCAGGGAUGUCAUCAGUUGCCUGGUGGCUGGUCUGACCGCUGCGCAACUGAAGUUCUUCCCCCAUGUCCACUACAGGACCUACAAAGGGACAAAAAGGGUCAAUUGGAAGAACGAUGCGUAUGCCCUGCUCAGACCCGAAGGGGAGCCAGAGACAGCAGAGACCAGGGCAAUCAAGCUCAAUGAGCUUGUUGCCCAGGAACUGCUCGAAAGGGCUUUGACGGAGGACGGGCACCUGGAGCGGUACAGGGAGUGGGGGAUGCCCUGGCUUCCCAUGGUGCUGUCAAGGAUUCCCCCUGAGGUGAAGAAGGAGGACAGGAAGAUGGACCUUGUGGUCUAUUUGUCUUGCCUUGCCAUCAUAAUGAAUGGUGGAUUUGUGCACUUCGCCAAGCUCAAGGACCUUCACAAAUCCCUCCCUGUCUCCCAGAAACGGCUGUUGGACAUCCGUCUCCGGUCAGUCUUCUCCCUGAAGACCAUCUGCAGGGAUACAGUCCUGUACAGGCUGGCAGAUGACAUACCCACCACCCUGCCAGCCACACGCAAUCCCUACAGGGGUAGGAAGGGCCGCGAGGAGGAGGCGCAGGAGGAAGAGCCUGCUGACCCUGGACUUGACGAGUCAACCUCACAGUUGCUGGUGGAGGAGGAUAGCCGUCAGGCCAGGUCUAUCAGCAUGGCCAGGCCAGCUGGCAAACGGACAAAGUGGUCACCCCAGGAACUAGCCCUGGUAAGGGACACUGGGGACCUGGAGGCUGACUACAAGUCAUAUGUGAAAGAUUGCUUUGACAGUGACAUUCCCCACCGUUCCAAGCAGUCUUUCAAAGCCAUGCGCUGGCGCAUGAGGGAUAACUAG